AUGCCGAGAGUGGUACUCGAACCCGCUACAUCCGGAAUUAUUUUUCUGCUUCGUCCAAUUAUCAAAUUACGAAAUAAAAUGAGUUUUGUAGAUCUUGCAACCUUAACUAUGCAUCGCCGGCAUGAGAUGGAAGCUAGAAUUAACUCAUUUCUCGAAAAAUGUGACCAUGCUAUUCGGGAUUUAAAAAAACUGAAAUUGCAGGCAAAAAGUUUCGUACAUAAUUUAAAUUGCGAGCCUUCAGAGCUAAAGGAUAGGUUUCUCAGUUGUAUGAAGCAGCUAGAUGAAUUUACAUAUCUUGUAACAGAUUUUAAUCUUGCAAUGAGUAAACUAGAUUCAACAAACAAUAUAGAUUUUACUCCUGUUCAAGACAUAUCGAGUCUCCCUCUAAAGACACAAUCACAAACAUGUGCCUUCAAUUUAAUGGAUGCAUUGAGCGAACCAAUUCCAUCCACUUCUAAAGAGUGUACUAAUUACUGCAAAGAGAAACCUGUAAAAACAAAAGUUCCAAAGGAGGACCAGCUCUUAAUUGCUUUUUCAAGCACUUCAUGCUCCUCGGAGAGUGUUCCUCUGCCAAAGAGUGAAAAUGAGUUACAUUGUAAUAAUUUAAUAGAAGAAGUUAAGAAAUUGAAUAUAGACUAUAAUUAUGAAGAAUGCAAGUUACCUGCUCAAACUAUUCUCCAAAUAGACCAUGUAUACACGGCAACUAUUAUGCAUACUGAUGGAAUAUCCUUUUGGGUUAUUACUGAUAAUGUAAAUGAAGUUGUUGACCUAAUGACUACCAUAACUGAAUACUACAAACAACAUAAAGUAGAAAUGAGCAUAGAGGAGCUGAAGAUGCUCACAUACUGUGCUGUUUAUGAUGAAACUGAAGACUGCUACUAUAGAGGGUUCCUAGUAAACCUGAAGAGGGACAUGAGCGUGGCGGAGGUGUUUCUAGUGGACACGGGGGAGACGAGGCAGGUGUCGCCGGCGGAUAUGCAGCCCUUGGAUCCCAUGUUCUGUAAGAAACCGCCGUAUGCACGCUGCUGCCAUCUGGCGGGGUUGGACAUUCUCGACCCAGAGAAUACAGAUCUGAUGGAAAAACAGGAAAUGAUCCUCAAAGAACUAAUAGGGGGACCGUGCCGCAUCAGAAUAGAUGAUAACUCAUCGGAAUCUCUUGACGUAUACUUGAUGUAUUGGUCGGGAGAAGUUGUUAAUGAUAAGUUGUUAUCCCAAAGAGAAACACUAUUAACAACUACCGAAUCAACAGAAGACGCGAAAGGUCUUCCGGAAUUGGCCGAAGAGAACUUCAACAUAGCAGAAGGUCCAGAAUAUGACGACCCCGUUGAAGCUGUAACGGGCUAUAGCAAUCGAGAUGAAAUAGACAUCUGCAAACAUUAUAAAGGAGGAUCAAAGAAGACCUGCUUUAAAGGUUCACGGUGUACAAAAAAACAUAUACGGAAACACCCAGACGGUUGGACGUUAGAUAAAGUGUCUGUGCCAGUGAAGUGCAAGUCGGUGCCGCUGCCGGCGCCCGGCGCGUGGCGCCGCGUGCUCGUCACCUUCGUGGCGCACUUCGACCGCUUCUACGUGCACCUGCUGGACGGACAGCCCGACGUAAAGGAAACCAUACCGAGGUUCGGCGUAGUGCUGCCACCAACCACUCUAGACGCGCUCAUACUAGACAUGAACUCCGAGGCGACUCGUGCAGCGUACAAACCUCUCAAGAUGAUGCCCUGUCCCGGCGAGCUGGUGGCUGCGCUGUAUUCAGAUGAGAAGUGGUACAGAGCGAAAGUCUUAUCUUCGACGCGAGCUGACCAAAACGUUGAGGUCCUAUACAUAGACUACGGACAAGUGUUUUGGGUGAAAGAGGACGCUAUAGCGGAACUGGAGCCCCGUUUCUGCUCGCUGGCGGCGCAGGCGGUGCGCUGCGUGCUCGCCGGCGUCGAGGCCAGGAGCCAGGACUUCCAGCAGUGGGCCCUCGCCAAGGCGGCCCUCACACAGCUGAUACACGAACGGACAUUACAAAUGCAUGUUAUAUGUCAAGAUUAUGAUGAAGUGGUGGUGGAACUGUUCGACGAAAGCGAUUACAGUAUCUCCGAACAGUUAGCCGCCAGUGAAUAUGUCAAUUUGAAGCCUUACUCCGUAGAGGAAGACAAAGGCGGCAAACAGAAAAUAGUGGUGCCC
Messenger RNA from Brenthis ino (lesser marbled fritillary), 2166 nucleotides. Lineage: Eukaryota; Metazoa; Arthropoda; Insecta; Lepidoptera; Nymphalidae. The record is from the annotation of a GenBank genome assembly.